AUGUCAUUAGACAACGAUCCAGAUAGCGGGGUUCAAACGCCGCUCCUCGCAGAUAGCGGAGAAACUGAGUAUGGCACAGUAGAUGGGAUUGCAGUCGCAUCAUCCGAACAAUCAGAGCGUGGUACAUUCACGCGCAAUCUCGGUGCCAUAGACGCCUUUGCCAUAAUCAUAAGCAUUGUCAUCGGAAGUGGCAUCUUCACAUCUCCCGGGUCAAUUGAUGCAAAUGUUCCCUCGCCAGGUGUCGCGCUGGUGCUAUGGCUCCUGGGCGGGGUUCUGGCUUGGACGGGAGCAAGUACCUUGGCAGAGUUAGGGACUGCAAUUCCGGGGGAAGGGGGCGUCCAACCAUAUCUCAAGCGUAUCUUCGGCGACAUCUUCGGCUUUCUGGCUGCCUGGACGUGGAUCGUUGCUGUUAUGCCAGCCACGCUUGCAAUCCUGAGCAUCGUCUUCAUCGAGAGCAUUUUCUCCGCUGCAGGUGUAGCUGAUCAAGCUGGGAGGAUUGAGCACAAGCUCUUGUCUGUCCUCGUCCUGCUUCUCGUAAAUGGGGCCAACUCCAUUAGUACAAAAGCUAGUACCCGACUGAACAAGUUCUUCGUCGUCACCAAAUUUGUCAGCAUCUUGGGAGUUGUAGUUGCGGGGAUAGUCGUUCUGAUCAUUGGAGCUUCAAAUCCGGAGAGGAAUAUUGGGGGCAGGGACUGGUUGACAAAGUCUUGGUUUGGGUUUAGGGAUAGUGUGUUACCUGACGGUAGUAUCAUUGAAUGGGAAAUGUUGAGUCAAUGGGAGAUCCUUGGGCACUACUCUACAGCGCUGUAUGGAGCUUUAUGGGCGUAUUCAGGAUGGGACAAGGCGGUUUACAUUUCGGCUGAGCUCAAGUCUCCAGCCCGUCAGCUCCCACUCGCUAUUAACACUUCUGUUCCAACCAUCAUCAUUUGCUUCAUUGCAGCAAAUGCAGCUUACUAUAUACUUCUUCCCUGGAACUUGGUUUCUACGACAGACAGCGUGGCCGUGGCCGCCAUAACUCGACUAUUAGGACAUGGUUUUGGUAUCGUAGCUGCAAUUUUGGUCUGCCUUGUAGUUGCGGGAGCACUCCUAGGAAACUCAUUCGUUGCUGGCCGUAUGACAGUUGCCGCUGGAAACAUGAACUGGCUCCCUCGUUUCUUCGCUGUUGUUGGCAAGGUCGGCGCCACGUCCAAUUCAGAUCCGGAAUCGACUGACCCACCGGAAACUUACAAAUCAGACGCCCCUCUCAAUGCUCUGCUUCUUUCCACUAUACUUUCGACGCUGUACAUUCUUUUUGGAAGUUUCCGCGCCCUUCUUACGUUCAAUGGUCUGGGCGAAUACUCGUUCUUCUUCCUGACCGUCCUAGGCGCAAUCGUCUUGCGAUACCGUGAGCCGGACCUGAAGAGGCCAUAUAAGCCUUUUAUUCUCAUUCCAGCAGUCUUCGUGGUGGUGAGCGGGUUUAUCGUCGUGCGGGGUGCCAUCUUCGCUCCUGUGCAGGCGGGCAUAUUGGUCCUAGUUUGGAUCAUUGGCGGGGGCUUCUAUUUGGUAAGAAGGUCGUGGACAAGAACUAGGGAAGUGGAAGAGUAG
Lachnellula hyalina is the source of this 1584-nucleotide messenger RNA. It is a transcript of the gene SLC7A9, whose product is annotated as b(0,+)-type amino acid transporter. The transcript has 5 exons. Gene Ontology annotation, cellular component: membrane. NCBI's taxonomy places the organism in Eukaryota, Fungi, Ascomycota, Leotiomycetes, Helotiales, Lachnaceae. Gene Ontology annotation, molecular function: L-amino acid transmembrane transporter activity. Bases 1 to 1584 code for a protein of 527 amino acids. The record is from RefSeq and is a predicted model, not a curated record. Gene Ontology annotation, biological process: amino acid transmembrane transport.